Molecule: messenger RNA, 998 nt
Organism: Olea europaea var. sylvestris
Lineage: Eukaryota; Viridiplantae; Streptophyta; Magnoliopsida; Lamiales; Oleaceae
Product: oligopeptide transporter 2-like
Exons: 2
Coding region: 34-840 (268 amino acids)
Biological process (GO): transmembrane transport
Molecular function (GO): oligopeptide transmembrane transporter activity
Source: RefSeq, a predicted model, not a curated record
GUGUAAACCCUUACCUCGCCUCCAUCAAUUGCCAUGGCUUCGUUAGAAAUAGAUAUGCAAAAUAUUGAUAAAGAAGAGAAGAUGGAAGAUGACGAUGACGAUGAACAAGUAGUUUCCCUUAUAGAGGAAGUUCGACUGACCGUCCCGAACGACGACGAUCCGUCCCUUCCAGUAUGGACAUUUCGAAUGUGGUUCCUAGGAAUAAUCUCUUGUAUUCUUUUAUCGUUUCUGAAUACGUUUUUCAGUUACCGUACUGAGCCUCUUAUAAUAACCAUGAUAUCUGUGCAAGUCGCUACUUUGCCCUUGGGACGUUUCAUGGCCAAUGUGCUUCCUAUGCGAAAGUUUCGCGUUGGAUCAAUGGAGUUUUCUCUCAAUCCUGGGCCUUUUAACAUGAAAGAGCACGUCCUGAUUUCGAUAUUUGCUAAUGCUGGUUCGGCGUUUGGGAGUGGAUCGGCUUAUGCUGUCGGGAUUGUGGAUAUUAUUAAGGCUUUCUAUCAUAGGCAAAUCUCUUUCUUGGCUAGCUGGAUUCUUGUUAUCACAACUCAGGUAUUGGGAUACGGGUGGGCUGGGAUUUUGAAGAAAUAUGUGAUAGAGCCUGCAGAAAUGUGGUGGCCAAGCAGUCUAGUUCAGGUUUCUCUCUUCAGGUAUAUAUAUUUGCAGCAGAAUGAGAAACUUGUGCCUUUUCAUUAUUGGGUAAAUAUAUUCAUGACGUCGUUAUUUUCAAACAAAUCACCGUUUUCAAUUCUUGGGAUAAAAAUAGUAGGUAUGAGUUUUGUUGCAAAAACUAAUAUUGGUAUUUGUACGCAUUCUCAUCCCUCCCUACUGUGCUAUUACUUGUAGAAAAUCUCGUGGAUUCAAGUACAGAGUCAUGUUUUAUUUAAUUGUACAUGUUUGCAAGUUGAAUAAUCACCUGGAAGAAAAGAUGACAUCUAUUGUUCCCAUUUCUGUCUCGCAAACAACUCCGCUCAUCAUUUCUUGUUCUGGAAUACCAUAUGCUA